CCUGUGGAGGGCAGUAAUACGCUUAGCAGCGUCUACACUGCCGGAAUCCCACAAUAACAUGAAGAAGAAUCACGUGACUUCGUGGCCUCGACAGUCUAGCUACUCUGUUGUAAUGAGGUGGACACGAAUACAUAUUUAGUUCAAUUAUAUUUUAGAAACAGCUAUGGAUAUAACGCUGUACCUUAUAGCUGCUGCCGUCCUCAGUGUCCUCAUUUUGUUUGCGUUGAAGUUACGGAGGAAAACACAGGAAAUUGAUGAGGAGCAGCGGAGGGAUGUUGUCCAGGCAGUGGGGCCCCCUCAGCGGGCAGCCGAGGAGCGAGGCGCCGGUAUGCCUCGCAGGAGGAGGAACCUCGCAGCGGUGAUGGCUAACAGAAGACCACAGAGAGAAGCUGUGGAACAGGAGGAGGAGCAUUUGGAGGAAGAAGAAGGGGAGCAGCAGAACUUUCAGACUGUGAAAGUUGGAGCCAAGAAGCAGAAGAAGCUGGAGGAGAAACAGGCCAAGAAAGUUCAGAGAGAGGCAGAGAUGGAGGAGAGGGAGGAGAGGAAAAGGAUGCAAGAGCUCAGAGAGCAGGAGAGACGUCAGGAGGAAGAGAGAGAACGACACCUGGAACAGAAACAGGAGGAGGAGGAGCGUCAAGCUAAAGAGGAGCAAGAAAGACGAGAGGAGGAGGAGUACUUAAGACUUAGAGCGUCCUUCAUCAUAGAAGACCAGGGAGAAGAGGAGCAGCUCACGGAGGACCAGUCACGCAACCUCCUGCAAGAAUUCAUACAGUACAUUGAGAGCUCGAAGGUGGUUCUCCUGGAGGACUUGGCUUCUCAUUUUGGGAUGAGGACACAGGAUGCUAUUGGCAGACUGCAGGACCUGUUAGCUGAAGGCUCCCUCACAGGAGUGAUAGAUGACAGAGGGAAGUUUAUCUCCAUCACUCCAGAAGAGCUGAACUCAGUGGCUAAUUUCAUGAAACAGCGAGGCAGAGUGUCCAUCACAGAGCUGGCUCAGGCCAGUAACUCUCUGAUCAACCUGACGCCCGAGACCCGCAGCACCGCCUGAUGGACACCUUACUACUGCAGGACACCUGGAAGUGAGACUGCUGAAAUCUGUGGAAAGAUUGCGCUCACUUGCUGGCAAAAAGCACAUUCUGAUUAUUCUGGACUGUUCAUCGGCUAGAAACUGCUGUUUGGUGCCCGGUGUUCUUUUAUUCAGGGCUCAGUAGGUGUCACACUUCAUAUAGAUUUAGACUUGUUAGAUUUACCUUAAAUUUGAAAUUAACAAACAGUAACUGCUGUGUAUGACAUUAA
Molecule: messenger RNA, 1296 nt
Organism: Etheostoma spectabile (orangethroat darter)
Lineage: Eukaryota; Metazoa; Chordata; Actinopteri; Perciformes; Percidae
Gene: ddrgk1
Product: DDRGK domain containing 1
Exons: 8
Coding region: 164-1048 (294 amino acids)
Biological process (GO): protein K69-linked ufmylation; negative regulation of IRE1-mediated unfolded protein response; cartilage development
Molecular function (GO): ubiquitin-like protein ligase binding
Source: RefSeq, a predicted model, not a curated record